This is a messenger RNA of Lathyrus oleraceus (garden pea), 393 nucleotides long. RefSeq lists its product as uncharacterized. NCBI's taxonomy places the organism in Eukaryota, Viridiplantae, Streptophyta, Magnoliopsida, Fabales, Fabaceae. The coding region runs from base 1 to 393 and encodes 130 amino acids. The transcript has a single exon. The record is from RefSeq and is a predicted model, not a curated record.
AUGAAGAAGGAAUACCAAGGUACAACAAGAACAAAGAGGCAUCAACUUCAAUCACUUGGUUCAGAGUUUGAAUUACUUCGAAUGAAAUCAGGAGAGUCAGUUACAGACUACUUUUCAAGAAUGAUGGCUAUUGUUAAUAAGAUGCGGAUUCAUGGAGACAAGACAACAGAUGUCACCGUUGUUGAGAAGAUUCUUCGAUCCUUGACACCAAAAUUUAAUUUUGUUGUCUGUUCGAUAGAAGAAGCAAAUGAUGUGGAUGAACUUUCAAUUGAUGAAUUGCAAAGUUCCUUCUUGGUUCAUGAGAAAAAAAUUAACCAGCAGGAGAAAGAAGAACAAGCAUUGAAGGCCGUAUCCGAAAAUCACACCAUAUCUAGUGGAGGUGAUAAAGGAUGA